This is a messenger RNA of Lithohypha guttulata, 1338 nucleotides long. RefSeq lists its product as uncharacterized. Gene Ontology annotation, biological process: early endosome to late endosome transport; protein targeting to lysosome; endosome to lysosome transport. The coding region runs from base 1 to 1338 and encodes 445 amino acids. Gene Ontology annotation, cellular component: late endosome; early endosome; extrinsic component of endosome membrane. Gene Ontology annotation, molecular function: phosphatidylinositol binding. The record is from RefSeq and is a predicted model, not a curated record. Lineage: Eukaryota; Fungi; Ascomycota; Eurotiomycetes; Chaetothyriales; Trichomeriaceae. The transcript has 2 exons.
AUGUCCGCGACCGUUCCUCUUCUUCCUCCCGGUCAACCUCAAUCAAAAGCAGCGCCUACAGCCCAGUUAGUAACCUCGCAAGCAGCGGUCAACAAUGAGGCAGACGCUGCUAAGCCUGUGCAGAGUGAUAAUGCGCGUGCAAAGAUGAGUCGGAUGGGCCGCGACACAAGCUCGACGGAUCCCACUUCCAGACAGACAACAUUAGCACUGAUACAGCGAGUUCUCGUACCAAACAAAUCCGGGCUGACCGAUACCACGAUUAAUGUGACAGCAAUAGAGGAUAUCCUCCCUCCGUUGACAAGCUCAAACGAUGUGGACCUGGAGCUCUACGCGAUCCUAGCCAUUAUUGUCAAAGACUUCGUCAAUACCUGGUAUACCAAAAUCACUCCAGACCAUGAUUUCGUGGAGGAGAUCAUCCAGAUAUUCGCUCACUGCAGCAGAGCCCUCGAGCAACGACUCCGCCAGAUUGAUAGAACGACGUUGUUUAUGGAUGAGGUACCUUUGUUGAUACAACAUCACCUAGAUGCAUAUCGAACCGCUAAGUCGACUACCCUAGCCUCUCCUCAUACCGGGUCACUUCGACAGAUCUACCACGAAUUGAUGCCACACCCGGCUCUUACGCCUGUUCCUCUCGACGACCGAGCCGGGACGACCGAACUUCUACAGCAGAGCUACGAAAGAGCCUAUCGUCAACUGCUCGUACAAGGAAGCCUUGGGAUUCUCCUUCCUACUGAAGACCUUCAAAACGGUCCCCUACGUGUGCUUGUCGGCGAUAUCGUUGCCGAUCUAAUCAUUGGCCAAGCACUUGCGGGCAAAAUUGCUCAAGCCUGGUUUCUGCACGAUGCCGUUCGGAAGGCCACAGCACUUGUAAGUGGGAAAAUUCAACCGAAGGUCAGUGGCAGCGAAUAUCGCGAUGAUGCAGCGAACCGUCUUCAACAGUUUGGCCUAUUAUCUUCUAAUUCCGCACCUGACCAUCGCCAUUCGUCAACCAAUACCCAAUCACAGAUGGUCACCUGGUUUUGGAGGAUCAUGCAGUAUGGAUACAUGGUCUACCUCUUCUCUAUAUUUGUCCUAAAGGAGGCGCACACGGUCCGAUCGAAACCAGCGCGAGUCUAUCGUUCUCGGGUGGAGGCGUCGAAGGUUCAUCUGCACGUCCCGAACCCAGACGAUCAAUCAGUCCAGCCUGUGAUUGCAUUUGGUGUUUACGCCAUGAUCUCCACAUUGCUGAGAAUGGCUGACCGCAUACCGUGGACAACGGGCAUACUGGAGUUUUGUCAACACAUCCUGCUGCGAGGUAUUGGCCACGUGGGACGUGCGAAUUCCUAUCUUGACAGGUGA